Molecule: messenger RNA, 5236 nt
Organism: Cottoperca gobio
Lineage: Eukaryota; Metazoa; Chordata; Actinopteri; Perciformes; Bovichtidae
Product: APC membrane recruitment protein 1-like
Exons: 2
Coding region: 593-3676 (1027 amino acids)
Biological process (GO): regulation of canonical Wnt signaling pathway
Cellular component (GO): plasma membrane
Molecular function (GO): beta-catenin binding; phosphatidylinositol-4,5-bisphosphate binding
Source: RefSeq, a predicted model, not a curated record
UGCGCCGGGAGGAGGGUCGCGGAAGGAGAUUUGGGUAAAUUUUACCUGAGAAGUCGGGAACGAGAAGUCAUCAUCCAGCAUUUAAAUUCCGGCUGGGGUUUUUUGUGGACAUCUCAAGUAAAAUCGGCAUGCGUGGCUAAACCAGGCACUUUAUUUGAACAGUAGUUGGUCUGUGUAUUUAUAGCACACAGUGUUGCUACGUUGUGGUUCAACGUUACCCACCGUUAGCAACCGUCACACUCACUACAGACACAAACUGCAGUGAGAGGGGUUAACGCUGUUAGCAAGCACCCCGGUUAGCUAACGGUGGCUGGGAACAAAUGAAUCCGUAUCUGGUGAAAGCUACUCCGGGGCCCGAGUCGACCACUCACCAUCAGCAGUAACCCAAAGUUAAAGUUAGCUGAGACCAUGCUCUGAAUGGUGACUUCGUCUCCUGGUCGAGAACACAACACCAGCUCUGUGCUGCAAGAUUUUGGCUUUCGUUGGUCUCAUAUCAGAUGGAGGAUAAAUUCACUGCAGUGAUCCUGUCGGCUGAUUUAUAAAAUCCAGUUUCUAUGCCUUCCGUUGGACUGCUUUUGUAAACGUGGCAGCCAUGGCUUCUCGUAAGGUGGCUGAGCUUCCAAGUGACACCAAGGAUUUGGCUUCAGUCCCUGCACGGCUUUCCCGAUGCGGCCCCGAUGACAUCAUGGAAGAGCCUCAGAUGGAGACGAUGAAUGCUGCGGUGAAAUCCCAGAAAUCUGGAAGAUUUCGGAGGACUGCUCUGACAUUUUUCGGAGUGCGUAAAAGCAUCUGUAUUUUACCUAGUUUUUUUGGAGGAAGGAGUAAAAAUCAGAACAAGUGGUCUUCUAAGAAAGGAAUCAACAAAAGCAGAACACACGAUGGACUAAGUAAGAUUAGUCAGGAUGACAAUCUGAGAAGUGGGUACACCUCAGCGGGAGAUUUUGAGUACCACGGCCAGAGGGACUCUGCUGGAGAGCUCCACAGUAGUUGUCACAAUGAAUGUAGUCACCCUGCUGCUGAACAGAAAUCAAUGACUCUCACCCGGCAGAAAAGGGGUUUGAGGAGUCUUUUUCAAAGUUUUAGAUAUCACAGAAACCAUAGAAAUGUUGGAUUGGAUAAAACUGAAAUGAUUGCAAUGUCCUCUCCUCGCUGCACGAAAGAGAUGCCUGUUGUCCAGGACAACACCAAGCAGUAUGCCACAGAGUGCCUGGAGUUUGAACCUGAUGUGCCUGAUUUUGCAGAUGUUAUAUGUGACAUUUCUAUUGGUCCUGAAUGUAUUGACGCCGAUGAGAUGCCAUCAGAGAAGAGUGUGAAGCAAGACGGCCCCAAGUCCGAGCUUGACGAUGAAAUGUCUGAUAAGGAAAUGGAGGAAAUGAAUUUGAUGGCCGUAGUUUCCAGUGACUUGAAGGAGAGUUCUCGAGGACACAGCGAGCCUUGUCUGAAACUCCAGAUGAUGUCUGAGCCCAUACUGAAGACCGAAACACCUGCCGGCUCAUCGGAUCAGCUAAACCUGAUUUAUGGAGACGUCGCAUCAUUAAAGAGUUUCGAUUCACUCACCGGCUGUGGGGACAUUAUCGCAGAUCAAGAAGACGAUAGCAUCACAGAGAGCACUGUCUCUGGAGAAAGGAGCCGAAAUGGAGGAAAGCGGGCUUCUUGUUAUCUCACAUAUCAGGGUGGGGGCGAAGAAAUGGCCUCGCCCGAGGAUUUGGAUGAGGAGUGUCUUCAGGAAUUCUGGGGAAAUAAUGCGUCGGAGGAAAUUUGCUGCUCUUGCAACCAAGAACACACAGAUUCGACUGCUGACUUGACAAGUUCUCACAAUAUGGACUUACUGAACAGUAACAGUAACAGUAACAGUACACAGCAAGCCAGUGGCAUGGACGCUUCUUCAAUUGCUGAUGUGUUAACUCCUCAAAGUGAGCAUCAAGAAUCAGUUCCAAAUAGUGAUGAGGGCUACUACGAUUCAACUACCCCGGGGCCAGAUGACGGACAACAAAACACUGACAGACUAGGGGCGGAGAGAUUACCCAGGGACAGUUACAGCGGUGAUGCCCUCUAUGAACUUUUUGCCCCUGAUGAGAGUCUCAUCAGUCCACAUUAUGAAAACAAAUCAAAGCUGCCCGGUGCAAAACAGUAUUUAAAUGAGCCAGUUGAUGUGACAGAUUCUGCCUUUGUCCCAGACAUGAAUCGAUUACAAAUAAGUGCCAAACUGUAUGAAGUUCAUGGUUUUCUAGAGAUGCAGAGCACAUGCAGCAAAUCCUCUGAGUCGACACAAAAUGCGGUGGGUCAGCAGGAAAUCGGCAUGAACAAAAACUGUAAUUUGAAUUCAAAGCCACAAGCAUCAGUCAACAAGAAUAAUAUAGAGCCGGAUAUGUUUGAUGAAAAGGGAAACAUCCCCUCUGCUUCGCCUGUAAAAAGAACAAAAUCCAUAAAUGCUGAGUGUGAGAAACGGCACAGCAGCGUGUCAUUCGGAAGCACGUCUGACCCAGAUUUUGAAACAUUUUGUGAACCCAAAGAGCAGCAUCUUGAGGAAAACAAGCCUGUGGCUUUACCGUACAAAAAUAUCAAUUCUCAGUCUCCGGAUGAUAACAAUGACUCGGAUGAUGGGCAAACUGUGUGUUUCUCUCAAGCACUUGUGGACUACACCAAACACUCAGAGAUGCUGAGCAACUUGCACAAUAACGUGGACGAUUUGGAGACAAACUCUGCCUUCACGCCAAAUAUGCAGGCCUUACCUACCAUAGUCACAUUUGAUGUAGUCGAUAUGCAUAACGAGGGUGAAUACGACGAGCAGAUCCACAUGGAACUGGAGGAGGACAUUUCAUCGCCUUAUCAGGAAUUUGAGGAGAGCUACCUACAAAAAGAUGCAUUUGCUGAAUGUGACUAUCAAAUGUUGGACCUGUACGAACAGAACCUGAUCAGUAACACAUGGGCAAUUGCUAGUCUCCCACGGCACCUCGGCCUUACAAGAGUCAGUCAGUCCAUGCCUAAUCCGUUGUCUCUGGACAAGAGAAGUAGGUCUCUGGACAGAGAAAGCCUUGAGUUGAAGAUGCCCAACAUGUACAGAGAGAACAGAGCUGCUAUCAUUGCUUGCCCUCAAACUGAAAAGGACCCCUCACUAUAUUACAAAAAGAAUGUACUCGUGUCUGCAUCGGAGGUUAGAGACAGUAGCAGCAUUAUGGCCUUAUCAUGGCAAACAAGGUCAGAAAUGGCUUCAAGCCUUCCUCUCACAGGCGGGGAAUUCACUGAACAAGUACAGAGUCUCGGUCAAACCCAAGUAAAACGCAAAAUCAUUUCUAGUUCAUCCAGCAGCGACUGUCCCAACAGUAAACCGCAACUUUGCUCUAAGGUGCCAGAGACCGGGCUGUGCAACAGGCAGCGGCACCUUCCCUCGCAGUCAGAUUCUUGUUUACCUCAUAGCACCUUUGUUUAUUCUGGGAUGAUGGAUGAUGAAUCAGAUGAUGUAGAUGAGGAUGUUUUUUGUAAAUCUGCCACUAACUUGCAAUCCUACAAUCAGUUUGGUAAAAGCAGAGCCGUGGCAAGCAGAGAAGGAGUAUCUCAAAACACUGGGAGUCUUCUGAACGCAGGUGUGUCUAAAGAUGAAAUGGCCGUCCUCAGUGAAACGAGAACACCCAGGGAUGUGGCUGGCAACAAACUCCCCGAGGCAACCUUUAAUUGAAAGGCUCUUGGCAUUGAGAUCACAUGUAUGUGUACUAUUAAUGAGUGCUUUCACGUUGCAUCCAAAGGAGUAAUUGUUGCUUAAUAUUUUUACUUGCACAAUGGAUUUAUUUGACAGGACAUGAAUUGAAAUGAUUGUGAAAUGUGGAGCAUGUGCCAUCGUGCUGCGUCACGAACAUAACUGUCUCAUUGGGAAGUCUAAAGGGAUUUUCUGCAUUUGCACAGCAACAGUUGCUUGUUUCUCACAGGGCACACAUGACAGUCUAUUAUAAGUGUUUAUGCAAGUAAUAGUUUCAUUUGUAGUGAAAACAAACGCUCAUCUCAUUAAGCUAUUGAAUUUGAAUAGAAUGUUCACACCCAUAUUCAGCCUCAGUGUGUCAAUAGCAAUGCCACACUUUGUUUAAUGGGUAUAAGACUGGUUUCUCUAGCAUAGAAAAAUACAGCCCCGAAACACAUGUAUGCUUUAAGUGCCGGCUUACGUUUGUGUUUACUGCUUUUUCACAGCCUUCUUUUACUCCAAUAAUUUUUAUGUGGGUCUGUCAUCAUACUCAGAUUGACUGUUUCUAUUGCGUUUUUUAGUUUACCUCAUUUCAGGAAGCAUUAGGUUUAGGAAACGAGAGGAUAUCUCAAUUCACUGAGAGGAAUGGCUCAAUCCACAAUAUGAAACAUGUCUCUUCUUGAUACCUUCACUGGGGUAUAUUUGAAAUACAUUAAGCUGUUAUUGUAUUUGGCUUAAUUUCAAAACGUGUAAUAGUUUGUUCUACCCCUCAACCCAGAACAGGAUAAGCAUGUAGAGGAAAUGUACAGAUGGACUGAUGGUUAUUGCGUCUUAACUUCAGUUGCUACUUCAUUUACAUACUGUAGAUAGCUUUACAAGGCAUAUCUACUUCUAUAGCACAUUUCACAUGGAGUUACCUUGUGUAUGACCCUGCUUUACAUGAUAUGUUGAAGAUAUAGCCAGAGUAAAAUACAUAUAAAAUGGUAGAGGAAAACAAAUCAAGGAAGAAAAAAAACUAGUAGUACAUAAUAUUCUCAAAUUGACUGUGUUUGCUUCUGUCCUGACGAGCCAAUUUGGCCUUACUGUAGCUGCUAUUGGUUUUGUUUUUUGUUCCCAUUUUCCAACACCAGAAGUGUAAAAUUCUUACUGAAAUGAUGCAGUCCAUUAUUGCAUUACUGAAAGCUUGUGGAAAGAAAACAUAGUUUGAUUUUGUUUGGAUUUUGUAAUGUAUCAAAGGAUAAACUGGUAUUUUCACCAUGUAUCAUUUUCUUGUGCAUUUAAUGUUUGAUCUGUCCAAAGUUGUCAGAUGAUGUAGUUUUUUUUAUAGUGUAAUAUUAAACAAAUGUCAAAUAAUUUGUAUUUAUAUUCUCAGCUAUUUGUACACUGUUGUAUUCAGAAUGGUUAUUACAAACUGGCAAUAUUCUUUUUGUUUUGUUUUUUUACAUUUUGGAUUUAUUUGUAAUUGUUAAGUUACACCCAUUAGGGGAUUUCUCUUGAAAAUCUGUUACUGUUUUGUCAGAGUAGAACACUGCCUUAUAUUAAAAUAAACAUGACAAGACAUCU